Messenger RNA from Caenorhabditis elegans, 1700 nucleotides. RefSeq names its product Major facilitator superfamily (MFS) profile domain-containing protein (gene T22F3.11). The transcript has 5 exons. Bases 39 to 1400 code for a protein of 453 amino acids. NCBI's taxonomy places the organism in Eukaryota, Metazoa, Nematoda, Chromadorea, Rhabditida, Rhabditidae. Gene Ontology annotation, molecular function: transmembrane transporter activity. Gene Ontology annotation, cellular component: membrane. Gene Ontology annotation, biological process: transmembrane transport. The record is from RefSeq and is marked reviewed.
AGAAUCUACACACUUCUUCAAGCAAUCAAUUCAACAAAAUGACAAGACCAUGGGGAAACUACUACAGAUGGAUAAUCGUAGGUGUCGGAUUCCUAUGUCUGACUUCCAUUUGCUCCAACUUCAUCGUAAUCAACUUCACCUUCAUCUGCAUGAAAAAUGAUAUGUCGGAUGCCGUGACAGAUAGUAAUGGAACGCUCCGAUCAAUCUACGACUACAAUGGAAGCGAGAAGAAGUGGAUCUUAUGGGCGGUCGCAUUGGGUACCAUGCUUGGAACCGUACCCAUUAACAUGCUCUACGUCAAAUACGGUGCCCGACUCCCUUUCUUCAUCGCCGGUCUCACAUCGAUCAUCUCAACUGCUUUAAUCCCCUGGGCUGCAGGCUUUAACUACUGGAUACUGAUCCUUCUCAGAUUUUGCCAGGGACUCGCGUAUUCUGCGGAUUUUGCCGCUAUCGGACUUAUCACUGUUAGAUGGGCACCACUUACCGAGACUGCUACCUUCAUUGCCGUCAUGACAUCCUUUACGGGAAUCUCAUCAGUUGCCACAAACUCUGUGACCGGUGUGAUUUGCGAGAGCUCUUACGGAUGGAAGUAUUCCUAUUACCUUCACGCUAUCGUCGGAUUGUUACUUUUUGUCCUCUGGUACAUUGUCUACAUUGAUCAUCCACAAGACACCAAGAGAGUCUCCUGCAAAGAAUUGACCAAGAUCGAGAAAUCCAAGUCUGCAGCUCACUUGGACAAGAGUACCGAUGUUCCAUACAGAAAACUCCUUACCAGCCCAGUCAUCUGGUGUGUCUGGCUCAACGCCUUCUUCGAGAUGUCCGCUGUGAUCGUCUGCUCAACUUACAUGCCAAUCUACUUCCACGAGGUGCUCAAGUUCGGAGUCACCGAGACCGGCUUCUGGGUGGCUCUAGUGCUCUUCAUCUGGCUUCCAGUUCGAUGGGUGGCCGCCGUACUCAGUGACAAGAUCCGCUGCAUCGGAGAGCUGCCGAAGAUUCUGAUCUUCAACACAAUCGCAGUUGGAGGUACCGGAGCAUUCUUCGCCGUCAUUGGGUUCAUCCCAGCCGAGAACAAGUAUUGGUCCGUUGCCGCGUUUACCAUGACUAUGUGCUGUGUGGGUGUCAACUCUGGCGGAUUCUACAAAUGUGGUGUUCUUCAUGCUCGCCAAUACGCCCACGUGGUCAUCGCCGCAAUUCAAUGGACCAAGUGUGUGGCGCUGUUCUCCGCCCCUGCGAUGGUUGCUCUCUUCGUCACCACCGAAUCGGUCCGUACCCAGUGGAUCGGUGUCUUCCUGGUUUUCGGUGGCCUCAUGCAGAUCACCAACUUGCUCUCCUACUGCAUUUUCACCGACAAGCCCGCCGAAUGGACCAACAGCGAAGAGAAGCCCGUGUCCAAGGCGUGAGGUGUUCUAUCUCUGUGAUGACCUGAUUGUAUUGUACCUGAAAAUCGGAGUGUGAUCAUGGUCACAUAUACAAAAAUUAUGUAAAUACCCCUUAGCACCUUUGACACGUUAUUUUGUAAAGAUUUACAUAUAAAUAUAGUUCUUCCCCCGUUGCCCUCACGUGUACACUUUCUCCUCUCUCUCCUCCUCCCGCUGAAACAAAUGCAUUAAACGGUUGUACUUAUGACUACUUUUUAGUUUUUGAGCCACUUUUGUGACUUGAAAAAUCAAUAAAUUUCACAUUUUUACUUUUUAUUAACA